AUGAAGGGCGGCGAAGGCGUCGACAACCCCGCGUUCGUGCCCUCCAGCCCCGACGCCCCGCGCCGGCGCCGCGCCUCGGCCUCCGCCGUCGACGUCCGGGUGGAGGUCCCGAGCCCGGAGCCCCCGGCGCCCCCCGCGCCCCCCGCGCCCGCGCCCGACGGCCCGCCCGGGUCCGAGUCGCCCCCCGAGUUCGAGGAGGGGCCGUGCGGCUGGGGCAGCCUGCAGCCCGAGGGUCUGCAGCGCUGCAACACGCCGCUGGGCUUCCUCGUCCACUACUGCCUGCUGGCUCUCACGCAAGGUAUUGUAGUCAAUGGCCUCGUAAAUAUCAGUAUAUCUACUAUUGAGAAGCGCUAUGAGCUGAAGAGUUCCCUCACAGGCCUGAUUUCAUCAAGCUAUGAUAUCUCCUUUUGCGUGCUGUCUUUAUUUGUCUCAUUCUUUGGUGAAAGAGGACACAAACCAAGAUGGCUUUCAUUUGCAUCCUUUAUGAUAGGACUGGGAGCAUUUGUAUUUUCACUGCCAAGAUUUUUUAGUGGAGCAUACCAAAUAGGGUCCCUUUUUGAAGAUACAUGCUUAGCAACAAGGAACCGAACCAGUUGUUCCUCUUCAAGUUCCCCACUUUCCAACUACCUGUACGUCUUCAUCCUGGGGCAGCUAUUUCUGGGAACUGGCGGGACUCCUCUCUAUACCCUGGGGACUGCUUUUAUCGACGAUUCUGUUCCCACACACAAGUCUUCUCUCUAUAUAGGAAUUGGCUAUUCCAUGUCAAUUUUAGGUCCAGCUAUUGGCUAUGUGUUAGGAGGACAACUUCUGACUUUGUACAUUGAUACUGGUAUGGGACAGAGCAUUGAUAUCACUGAGGAUGAUCCACGAUGGCUCGGGGCAUGGUGGAUUGGAUUUCUUUCGAUUUGGCUCUUUGCGUGGUCUUUAAUAAUACCAUUCUCUUGCUUUCCAAAACAUUUACCAGGUACAGCACGAGUUCAAGAAGGAAAAGUUUCCCAGACCCAUCAGAAUAAGAAUUCUUCUUCACAGGACACAGAUGAGAAAUUUGGCAAAAGCUUAAAAGAUUUUCCAGCUGCUCUAAAGAGUUUGAUGAGGAAUACUGUCUUUAUGUGUUUAGUUCUAUCAACUUCUUCAGAAGCCUUAGUUACUACUGGAUUUGCUACAUUUUUACCUAAAUUUAUAGAAAAUCAGUUUGGAUUGUCAUCCAGCUUUGCUGCUACCCUUGGAGGGGCUGUUUUAAUUCCUGGAGCUGCUCUUGGCCAGGUUUUAGGUGGUAUCUUUGUUUCAAAAUUCAAAAUGUCGUGUAAAAAUACAAUGAAAUUUGCUUUGAUUACAUCUGUCAUUGCAUUUGGACUGAGCUCCGUAUUUAUUUAUGCCAACUGUGAAAACGAGCCAUUUGCUGGUGUUACUGAAUCAUAUAAUGGAACUGGAGAGCUGGGGAAUUUGACUGCACCUUGUAAUGCCGAUUGCAAUUGCUUGCGAUCAUAUUAUUAUCCUGUCUGUGGAGAAAACGGAGUCCAAUACUUUUCUCCAUGCUUUGCAGGCUGCAAACAUUCUUUCUCCAAUGAACAGUCGAAGGUAUAUAACAGAUGCUCCUGUAUUGUAAAGAAGACAGAAAUACCACCUACUGAAGAGAUCUUGGGUUUUGAAGCAAAAGCUGGAAAAUGUGAAACUCGGUGUACAUACUUGCCUAUUUUUCUUGCAGUUUUCUUCUUUACAGUGAUUUUUACCUUUAUGGCUGGUACUCCGAUAACUGUGUCCAUAUUGAGGUGUGUUAAUCACAGACAACGCUCGUUAGCAUUGGGGAUACAAUUUAUGCUGCUUCGAUUAUUAGGCACAAUACCUGGACCAAUUAUAUUUGGGUUCACAAUAGACAGCACCUGUGUUCUCUGGGAUAUCAAUGAAUGUGGCGUUAAAGGAGCUUGCUGGAUGUAUAACAACAUCAAGAUGGCUCAUAUGCUAGUAUCCAUAAGUGUUGUUUGUAAAAUUAUCACCAUUUUCUUCAACGGACUUGCAAUAUUUUUGUAUAAACCACCGCCAUCCUGCAUAGAAGUAUCAUUUCAAAAUCAAGACACAGUUGUGACUACUGUUUCUCUCCCAAGUGAUCUCAACAAAGCAGGAAACGAAGGAUGAAACAGAAAUGGAAGUGAUCAUUCUGCAGCAGGAAACUUGACCUCGGUUGUAAGAAUAACCAUUGCCAUUGCAGCAUUAACUACCCAAGAGAGACAAUCAUUUUUAAAAUUGAUAUUUUAUAAUUAAA
Suncus etruscus (white-toothed pygmy shrew) is the source of this 2260-nucleotide messenger RNA. It is a transcript of the gene SLCO4C1, whose product is annotated as solute carrier organic anion transporter family member 4C1. Gene Ontology annotation, biological process: transmembrane transport; sodium-independent organic anion transport. The coding region runs from base 1 to 2133 and encodes 710 amino acids. NCBI's taxonomy places the organism in Eukaryota, Metazoa, Chordata, Mammalia, Eulipotyphla, Soricidae. Gene Ontology annotation, cellular component: membrane. Gene Ontology annotation, molecular function: protein binding. The transcript is spliced from 13 exons. The record is from RefSeq and is a predicted model, not a curated record.